This is a messenger RNA of Trematomus bernacchii (emerald rockcod), 1344 nucleotides long. RefSeq names its product crystallin, zeta (quinone reductase)-like 1 (gene cryzl1). NCBI's taxonomy places the organism in Eukaryota, Metazoa, Chordata, Actinopteri, Perciformes, Nototheniidae. Bases 164 to 1216 code for a protein of 350 amino acids. The record is from RefSeq and is a predicted model, not a curated record. The transcript is spliced from 13 exons. Gene Ontology annotation, molecular function: oxidoreductase activity.
AACAACGAAGAAGAAGAGAUCAGCUGACUCAAGCCAGUCAGUUAGCAACAACUGGGAAAUAGCUGAUUUUCAAAAGGGAAAAUACAUGAUUGAUACAUGAAAAGGGAUUAUUAUCAAGCAGAUUUUAAUAUUUUGUUGCAUAAAUUAAAUUGGGUGAAAUAUCAUGAAGGGUUUGUACUGCAGAGCCGGACAUGCUGAGCCAAAAUUCGUUAUCCAGGAAACGGUUCUUCCAGAUGUUUUGGGCAGCCACCUGGUCAGAGUUCAGGUUAAAGCGUGUGGACUCAGCCCUCUGGACCUCAAGCUGCUCAAUGACGUGGGGAUCCAGAGAGAUUUAAUUCCUGUCGGCAGAGAGGUGUCCGGCGUCGUCCUGCAAGUGGGAGCCAAGGUGUCUUUCUUCCAGCCGCAGGAUGAAGUUGUAGGUAUUCUGCCUCUGGACUCGCCCUGCUCUGGACUCUGUGAGCUCAUUGACAUAGAUGAACACUAUUUAGUUCAGAAGCCGGAGAAGUUGAGCCCGGUGUGUGUUGCCGGAGCGCUGCGUGACGGCCUCUCUGCUUACACUGCGCUACACACACACGCUCGCAUGGCAGCCGGACACACACUCCUGGUCCUGGAUGGAGGCAGCUCUUUUGGCCUCAUGUGCAUCCAGUUGGCGUGUUACCACGGAGUGAAGGUUUUUACAACGUCACACACACCAGAAGAACACACAUUCCUGGAGCAGCUUCGACCCAGCGUGGGUGUUCAGGACCCGUUAGUAGCAAAGGUGAUCCCAGUUUAUAAAGACCAAUCAGAGCUGCUCUCCGUGGUUAUGGAGGAGACGGGAGGACUGGGAGUGGACAUCGUCAUCGACUCUGGAGUGCGUCUUCAAGAGAAAGAGUCCGAUGAGAGGAAGCUCCUCCCACACAAACAUGACAUCAUCAGUGUGCUGGGAGUGGGGGGGCACUGGGUCACAUCCCACAAAGAGCUGCAGCUGGACCCUCCAGAUUGCCGACUGCUGCAUUUGAAAUCUGCCUCUCUGACGUUCCUCAACCACGAGGUGUGGACGGCUUCUUCCGCUCAGCAGGGAAGAUACCUGCAUAUCCUGAAGGACAUCGUGGAGAAGAUGUCCACUGGAGUACUCAGACCUCAGCCUGAGGAGGCCGUCCCUCUCUAUGAAGCCACGGUUACCAUGGAGACCGUCCAGCGGCACCAGAAGAAAAAGGCCGUGGUUCAACUCUGACCAAAUUCAUGUCAAAUGUACAUGCGCUAAAACUCACAGGAAUCACUUCACAUCUGCAGUUUCAUCAGCUGUUUGUCAUGUAAUGUACAACUUUCAUACUAAAUAAACCAACGACAAGUCUCACAAUA